Messenger RNA from Musca vetustissima, 1305 nucleotides. RefSeq names its product probable E3 ubiquitin-protein ligase makorin-1. The transcript has 4 exons. The record is from RefSeq and is a predicted model, not a curated record. The coding region runs from base 1 to 1281 and encodes 426 amino acids. Gene Ontology annotation, molecular function: ubiquitin protein ligase activity; metal ion binding. Lineage: Eukaryota; Metazoa; Arthropoda; Insecta; Diptera; Muscidae. Gene Ontology annotation, biological process: protein polyubiquitination.
AUGAGUACGGCCACUUUAAAUGUUGCAACUUCAACAAAUCUACUGCAACAACAACAGCCUUCAACAUCCACAGAAGAUGAAGCUUCAUCGUCAUCAUCUGCAGCAGUGACAGCCGGGAAAUCGCGUGGUCCUGAAUUUGGUGAUGAUGUUGCCUCAACGUCCACCUCACAUUUACUGCCCACAUCUCCCGCCAUUUGUCGUUACUUCCAAAAGGGAAUUUGCCGUUUUGGGUCGGUUUGUCGAUUUUCACAUGACGUUCCAGUUGGUGGUGAGGUAAUCAGUCAAUCAAAUGGCACAAAUAAUUCCUUCACCUCAACCACGACCACCACCCCGUUCAACAGUGAACGUCCCAGUACCAGCCGUCGUAACUGGGCAAAUGCCCCAGCCUUUAUACCGGCAGCAGAUCAGGCAGGUGGUGAAGUUUUAUCCGACUCCAAUGUUGUUGAUCCCAAUCACUCUUGGGCCGAUGUGGUCUUUGGACCCACAGUCCAUGCCCGCACCCGUCUGCCACCCCAUAUGGCAAGUGGUGGUUUUCAUGAAAUUGCCAGCAUUGAUGAAGAGUGUCCCUAUGAAAGUCCUUGUCCGUAUGGUAUGUUUUGUAUGUAUGCCAUACACAUGGAGCUGUGUGAAAUGUGCGACCAAUUUUGCCUCCAUCCAAGCGAUGAAGAUCAGCGAAAGAAACAUAAAAAGGAGUGUUUGCAACAACAUGAACAGGCAAUGGAGCUUUCGUUUGCCAUAGCUCGAUCCAAAGAUAAGACAUGUGGUAUAUGUUUCGAUACAAUUAUGGAAAAGGCUGGAAGGGAGAAACGUUUCGGUAUCCUACCCAAUUGUAAUCAUAUCUUUUGCCUAGAAUGUAUACGUAAAUGGCGUCAGGCCAAACAAUUUGAACAUAAAAUAACCAGAUCCUGCCCCGAAUGUCGUGUAUCCUCAGAUUUUGUUUGUCCCAGUGCCUUUUGGGUUGAGACCAAAGAGGAAAAAGAUAAACUCUUGGGAGAUUAUCGAAAAGCUCUUGGUAUCAAAGACUGCAAGUACUUUAAAAAGGGUGAUGGCAAAUGUCCAUUUGGCAAUAAAUGCUUUUACAAACAUGCCUUGCCCAAUGGUGAAUUGGUCGAUGUUGGCUGUCCCAAAAAAGCUCGUAAAAUUCAUCGCAGUAAUAAUGAAAUUAUAAAUUUACUUGAUAUCUAUCUGUAUGAAUUUCUUGAACAGCGUAAUUUGAAUUUCCUUGAUUUUUUUGAAAGUACAGGUGAUGAAGGCGAAGAUUCAUCUGAUGAUGAGGAUUAAAAAUACAAAAUCUAAAAAAAAAAA